Molecule: messenger RNA, 3611 nt
Organism: Nycticebus coucang (slow loris)
Lineage: Eukaryota; Metazoa; Chordata; Mammalia; Primates; Lorisidae
Gene: HOXD10
Product: homeobox D10
Exons: 2
Coding region: 1695-2927 (410 amino acids)
Biological process (GO): regulation of transcription by RNA polymerase II
Cellular component (GO): nucleus
Molecular function (GO): DNA-binding transcription factor activity, RNA polymerase II-specific; RNA polymerase II cis-regulatory region sequence-specific DNA binding
Source: RefSeq, a predicted model, not a curated record
GGGGCCGUUUUACUUUUUUUGGCUGGCAGGAAGGGGAUUUGGAAGGCCAAAGGAUGGCUCCUAAGCCCUGGCCAGCCCCUCACUCAGGGCAGGUUUUUGGAAAUCAAGGUUAAAGCUCCCCGCUGCUGCCCCAAGGACUGGGUUUCCGCAGGGCUGCUCACCCGACUGCAACCAGAGAAGGAGGGAGGAAGUUGUUGAAGUUUCUCAUAAAACUGAGUUUCCAUGGUGGUGGUGGUUCUUUAAUGAGCUGGACCACAGUCCUAGACCAUAUCCUCUUUAUAGAAUUUUCCCUCACCAUAGGAAAUAGAGGACUAAAAGUCUUCCACCUCUGUCCCUCCCUUACCCAGGCAAAACUUUGUCAAAUAAUUUUAGAAAUUGUCCAAAACUAUAAAAUUCAACUUCUGACAAAAGUAUACCUUUUCAUAUUUGACAAUUUGUGUUAAAACAAAAAUUGACCUCCUUGGUUGGUAGUGAAGGAGAAAAAUCAAUAGUAUAAUUUUCAAUAAUUCAUAAAGCAAACACCAUUAUGCUAAAUCUUAACUAUUAAUCUUAUCCUUUACAAAGUCUCGAUUGAUUUGUUAAUAAAAUAUGUUCCCGUGUGUAGCAACAGCGGGUAUAACUCUUUAAAAACCUUCAGAAGCAAGAAAAUUACCAAGUAGCCCAAGAAUGUAGAUGAGAAUUUUAUUGAUCGCCCUGAUUCUUCUUAAUAUGUAUUAAUAAAUUCCACAACCUUUUGUACCUUGCACUUGUCAAAAACCAAUGCUUUUACAAAAUCCAUAAAAGGAAAACAUAUUUUUCUUUGUGGAAGAACCAAAUGACAUCUUUGCAGUUCUCACUCUCCUGCUUGGCCCAGUUUUCUAAAACUUCUGGAGCCUCAGGGUCAGUUUUCCCCUUUUCUUUUUAAAUUUAUUUUUUUUUCUUUCCUCCUUCCUUACUUCCUCUCUCCUCUCUAUUAUCAGGGCAUGUGGGAAAGAGAGGGAAACCUCGUUUUAGUUCACCCGCCGGGAUCCCAAAAGACGCUUUCGCGGGUAGUGUACUGCUGGCGAAAGAGUGUCUACUGGCUGAAGGCUCCCAGCGGCGCGGCCCGGCAGAGGCCUGGGUGUGGUUCCAUUGAGAACCGAAGGGUUACGAAGCCCGGGCGCGGAGGGUCAGGGAGCCAGGGCAGGAGGGCUGAAGGACAGGACAACGCAGGGACUUAGCCCAUCUUCGGGGAUUCCGGGCCGGUCAGCUGCGUAGCCUCUCGGCCCUCGCGGGCCUUUUCUCCUCUGUUCCCCAGACACCUUGUCCGCAUCUUUGCGCAAGGGAUCUUUCCUUCGGAUCCUUGAGGUAGGAUGUCUCAGGGCCUGCCGAAUCCGACUCACCUUCCCUGGCUGCCCCGGACUAAGUUAACCAUCCUGCGCCCGACCCGUACCGGACCCGGCCCGCUUGGGCGCGUUCUGCCUGAAUGUGUGUGGGGGGGCGGAGGAAUGCUUCUGUAUUCUGUCGCUGGGGCACUCUGGCUUUCCUCCCGUCCGUCUGUGUCCACCCAGAGGUCCCUCCGGCCGACCCUUUCCUUCCGCCGGCGGGGCGCAGUGGUUGAGGUAGGGGACGCGAGUGGGUGUGCUGGCCGAGCUAGCCCAGGGAAGCGGGCUGGCAGACAGCGGAGAGCGCUGGGGCGGUUGUCUCUAGCGCGCACUAUCGCGGGCGCAUAGUAGAUGUCGCUGUUGUCCGUGCUUAGGCGGCCGGUCGGCCGAGCUCUGGAGCACGUGACCUGCGAGGAGGCUGCGGCUCAAGGCCAUUUUCAAAUCUCAUUGGCUUGGUUGUCAUGUGGUCGGCAGAGGCAUCCACAAUUACACGGGGAAUGUUUUCCUAGAGAUGUCAGCCUACAAAGGACACAAUCUCUCUUCUUCAAAUUCCUCCCCAAAAUGUCCUUUCCCAACAGCUCUCCUGCUGCUAAUACUUUUUUAGUAGAUUCCUUGAUCAGUGCCUGCAGGAGUGACAGUUUUUAUUCGAGCAGCGCCAGCAUGUACAUGCCACCACCUAGCACAGACAUGGGGACCUAUGGAAUGCAAACCUGUGGACUGCUUCCGUCUCUGGCCAAAAGAGAAGUGAACCACCAAAAUAUGGGUAUGAAUGUGCAUCCUUAUAUACCUCAAGUAGACAGUUGGACAGACCCGAACAGAUCUUGUCGAAUAGAGCAACCUGUUACACAGCAAGUCCCCACUUGCUCCUUCACCACCAACAUUAAGGAAGAAUCCAAUUGCUGCAUGUAUUCUGAUAAGCGCAACAAACUCAUUUCGGCCGAGGUCCCUUCGUACCAGAGACUGGUCCCUGAGUCCUGUCCCGUUGAGAACCCCGAGGUUCCCGUCCCUGGAUAUUUUAGACUGAGUCAGACCUACGCCACCGGGAAAACCCAAGAGUACAAUAACAGCCCCGAAGGCAGCUCCACUGUCAUGCUCCAGCUCAACCCUCGUGGCGCGGCCAAGCCGCAGCUUUCGGCUGCCCAGCUGCAGAUGGAAAAGAAGAUGAACGAGCCGGCCAGCGGCCAAGAGCCCACCAAAGUCUCCCAGGUGGAGAGCCCCGAGGCCAAAGGCGUCCUUCCGGAAGAGAGGAGCUGCCUGGCUGAGGUCUCCGUGUCCAGUCCCGAAGUACAGGAGAAGGAAAGCAAAGAGGAAAUCAAGUCUGAUACUCCAACCAGCAAUUGGCUCACUGCAAAGAGUGGCAGAAAGAAGAGGUGCCCUUACACUAAGCACCAAACGCUGGAAUUAGAAAAAGAGUUCUUGUUCAAUAUGUACCUCACCCGCGAGCGCCGCCUAGAGAUCAGUAAGAGCGUUAACCUCACCGACAGGCAGGUCAAGAUUUGGUUUCAAAACCGCCGAAUGAAACUCAAGAAGAUGAGCCGAGAGAACCGGAUCCGAGAACUGACCGCCAACCUCACGUUUUCUUAGGUCCGAGGCGGGUCGCAGGCCAGGAUCAGAGAGGGAGCACCGCGUUCCAGGGCCGAGUGCUGGAGGACUGGGAAGGCGGAAACAAAACCUUCAUUGCUCUUUGUUUUUUGUUUUGUUUUGUUUUCCUGCUAGAAUGUGACUUUGGGGUCAUUCUGUUCGUGCUGCAAGUGAUCUGUAAUCCCUAUGAGUAUAUAUAUAUAUAUAUUAAAAGAAUUAGCACGUGUAAUUUAUUAUUUUUUCAUCGUAAUGCAGGGUAACUAUUACUGCGCAUUUUCAUUUGGGUCUUAACUUAUUGGAACUGUAGCGCAUCCGUUCAUCCAUCCAUCUAUCCAGCAAUGUAACUUUUUCAUGUCUUUCCUACCACAAAAGGUCUGUGUGUGUGGUUAGUCCAUGAACUCAUGCCAUUUUGAAUACAUCUAGUACUUUCAAAAUGACAUAUAUAUUUAAAAAUGAUUAAGAAAACCCACAAGCUUGGGGGGAGGGGGAUUUAAAAAGCACAUUACAAUGUAUCUUUUCACAAACGAGCUUAGCAAUUGUCUUUGGUGAGAUGGAAUAUUGACGACUUAUGCCUUGUAGCCUUUCCCUUGUGGUGCAUCUGUGGUUUGGUAGAAGUACAACAGCAACCUGUCCUUUCUUUGCAUGUUCUGGUCGCAUGUAUAAUGCAAUAAACUCUGGAAACUAGUU